Messenger RNA from Cryptomeria japonica (Japanese cedar), 918 nucleotides. RefSeq lists its product as uncharacterized. Gene Ontology annotation, molecular function: polyubiquitin modification-dependent protein binding. Gene Ontology annotation, cellular component: VCP-NPL4-UFD1 AAA ATPase complex. The coding region runs from base 85 to 918 and encodes 277 amino acids. The transcript has a single exon. The record is from RefSeq and is a predicted model, not a curated record. Lineage: Eukaryota; Viridiplantae; Streptophyta; Pinopsida; Cupressales; Cupressaceae.
GCUGCUACCUUUGAGCAGAUCUAUCAAUGUUAUCCACCCAUUUAUACUGACAAACCAGAGCUGGAAAAAGCCAACAAAAUUAUAAUGCCUCCUUCUGCCCUUUCUCAUCUGAUAUCUCAACAAAUAGAGUAUCCAAUGCUUUUCCAGCUUCAGAAUACCAUCACAGGUCACAUCUCACACUGUGGAGUACUUGAAUUCGUGGCUGAGGAGGGUAUAAUUUAUAUGCCGCUUUGGAUGAUGGAAAAUAUGCUUCUACAACCAGGAGAUGCAGCCAAAUUGAAGCAUACCACUCUUCCAAAGGGAACAUGUUUGAAAUUGCAACCCCACACAAAAAAAUUCUUAGACAUAUCCAACCCAAAAGCUUUCUUGGAGGUUUCUCUGAGGAACUUCUCUUGUUUAACCACAGGGGAUACCAUUAAGUUAGAUUACAACAACACCAUAUAUUGUAUAAAUAUAGUUGAAACAAAACCUGAAUCUGCCAUAAGUGUGUUUGACACAGAUCUGGAAGUAGACUUUGCUCCUCCUCUUGAUUACAAAGAACGUGAAAGGUUGCCAUUAAAUCCUGCUAAUAUCUGCACUACCACAUCUAGUGCAAGAACAACAACAGAAAAUACUACAUCUACAGAGCAUGAAGAAAAAUCUCAAUGCAGAUUUACUGCUUUCACUGGAGUUGGAAGGCGUCUGGAUGGAAAACCUCUAUCACCCAAAAGUCCGAAAAUUAAAUCAGCAAGGUCAAGAUCCCCUUCAAGAGCUCCAAUACGUAAACCAGGUAAGCUUGUAUUUGGUGGCAACACCGUUCAAACCCAUGCACUUGCUAUGGUAUCUGGAAAGGUCGCGGCACAGAAAAGUGAAAAGCAAAGUGAAGAAGCUGAUAAAUUCCAACCUUUUACUGGCAAAAAGUAUUCUUUAAAAGAUUGA